Messenger RNA from Aureococcus anophagefferens, 1254 nucleotides. RefSeq lists its product as hypothetical. Bases 1 to 1254 code for a protein of 417 amino acids. Gene Ontology annotation, molecular function: imidazolonepropionase activity. NCBI's taxonomy places the organism in Eukaryota, Pelagophyceae, Pelagomonadales, Pelagomonadaceae. Gene Ontology annotation, cellular component: cytoplasm. The record is from RefSeq and is a predicted model, not a curated record. The transcript has a single exon.
AUGUCUGCCCUCGCGGACGCGCCGUUCACGCUGCUCCUGCGGAACUGCCGCGUUGCCACCAUGGCCGCCAACACAUCGGCGCCCUACGGCGCCGUGCUCGACGCGUCGAUCGGCGUCGCCGGCGAGCGCAUCGCCUUCGUCGGGCCCGCGUCCGCCGUGCCACAAGGCCGCGUCGCCGCCGGGACGGAAAUCGUCGACCUCGGCGGCCGCUGGGUCACUCCCGGCCUCGUCGACUGCCACACGCACGUCGUCUACGGAGGCGCGCGCGCGGCGGAGUGGGAGCUGAAACUCAAGGGCGCGACCUACGAGGAGGUCGCGCUCGCCGGCGGCGGCAUCGUCAACACCGUCGGCGGCACGCGCGCCGCCGGCGUCGACGGGCUCGUCGCGGCGGCGCGGCCGCGCGUCGAGGCCAUGCUCCGCUGCGGCGUCACGUGCCUCGAGAUCAAGAGCGGCUACGGCCUGAACCUCGCGGGCGAGCGCGCGCAGCUGGCGGCGGCGCGGCGCCUCGGCGAGGAGCUCGGCGUCGACGUCGCGACGACGUUCCUCGGCGCGCACGCGACGCCGCGCGAGUUCAAAGGCCGCGACGACGCCUACGUCGACGAGGUCGUCGCGAUGCUGGCGCCGCUCAAGGACGAGGGCCUCGUCGACGCCGUCGACGCGUUCUGCGAGAAGGCGGGCGUCGGCUUCUCGCCGGCGCAGACGGGCCGCGUCUUCAAGGCCGCCCGGGAUCUCUGUCUGCCGUGCAAGGUCCACGGCGACCAGCUGCAGGGCGCGUUCCACUGCGGCAAGCUCGCGGCGGGCUGGGGCUGCCUCGAGUGCAGCCACUGCGAGUACGCGUCGCCCGAAUCCGUGGAGGCCAUGGCCGCCGCGGGCACGGUCGCCGUGCUUUUGCCGUCGGCGAACUACUUCAUCAAGGAGCGGGCGACGCCGCCCGUGGCCGCGUUCCGCGCCGCGGGCGUGCGCAUGGCGCUCGCGACGAACUGCAACCCGGGCUCGUCGCCCUGCUGCUCCCUCCUCCUCGUCAUGAACAUGGCCUGCACGCUCUUCGGCCUCACGCCCGAGGAGGCGCUCGCCGGCUGCACGCGCCACGGCGCCGCCGCGCUCGGGCAGGGCGCGGACCGCGGCACCGUCGAGGCCGGCAAGCUCGCGGAUCUCGCCGUCUGGGACGUCGACGGGCCCGGCGAGCUCGCCUACUACCUCGGCCUCGACCUCCUCGACCGCGUCUACCGGCGCGGAAAGCUCCGGCGUUCCUAA